AUGAAUCAACAAGAAUUAAUAUCGAUUAAACAACAAGACUACACUUCCCCAUCAAUGAUUAUUGAUGAUUUUCUUUAUCAUGGUGAUAUAAAGCAUGCAAUGAAUAAAAUCUUACUUGAAGAACUCGGUAUUCAACAUAUCAUUAACGCAUCCGAUUGUAAAUUGGAUCAAGAUAUUCUUGAUCGAUGUCAUGUUCUAUGGGUGAAUGUAGAAGAUGAUACAUACUCUGAUAUUGCUGAAUAUUUUAAGAUGACAAAUGAAUUUUUACAAUCUUGUAAAGCAAAUGGUGAAAAAGUAUUGGUUCAUUGUCAAAUGGGUGUAUCUCGUUCAUCUUCAAUUGUUCUCGCCUAUUUGAUAAAAUAUCAUCAUGAUUCUCUUGAUAAAGCUUAUAAUUAUUUAGUCGAACGAAGACAUUGUGCUGAACCUAAUCUUGGUUUUCUCUUACAACUGAUUCGAUACGAAAAAGAAUUACACAAGAAAAAUGAAAGUAUACCCGAAACGUCUGCAAUUUUGAUUAACUCUACUAACAAACUGGUAACGAUAAAAAAUAAUGUUUUGUCUGAAGAAAUACCAUCAAAAUACCAUUCUCAACAAUCGCAACCAUUAUAUCGCAGACUAUGUUGCUUACCUAUCAAUACCCGGUCAUCCCACCUGAGUUUCAAAUAG
This is a messenger RNA of Adineta steineri, 666 nucleotides long. Lineage: Eukaryota; Metazoa; Rotifera; Eurotatoria; Adinetida; Adinetidae. The record is from the annotation of a GenBank genome assembly.